UUGUUCGUAUUGAUAUAUUUUGUACGAAUUUGAAGCAUGAAUAUGAGGAUUGAUAUUGGAAAAAUACGUUAUUAAGUUGUGGCGGAAAUUAAAUUUUCAAAAUCAAUAGCUUCGUGAAUAUUCAACAUUCGAUGCUGACCACAUUCGCCCUCAUGAAUGCACCCAGCUGAAGUUGCUCGGUUACGCGUCCACACCAGAUCACGAGUGGGAUCGUCGUGCUCAACUUCUCCUACAACAGCUAGCCCGUUGAGAUCAGUCACCUCUCGAUAUACUGAUAGCCUGUCAAACAUAUCUUCAAACAUCUUCGCUUCCUGCUUCUGAUUUCACUGGGUUGUGCACGUUUCGGUUAGUGUGUGUUACUGGUUAAGGUGUUGUCAAACAGCAAAUACUUGUGGCAUCUUCGGCGGUGAGCCCGACCUAAUCUGAUACAACUGAUUGUACACUGCGAGUCUUGUUUUUUUUCGGAACCUUAUAUAUCAUUUCUUUACUUUAAUUUUUAUAUGAUGUAGUGAAAACACUACCGCGCAAAUUCAUUAGGUACGUCACAUGUAGUAUGUUUACUAGUGUUGUUUGGGUCUAUUCUGAAAUGCAGAGAUCUAACCGACCGACAAAGGUUGGAUCAACUCCUCAAUAGCAUCGAUCUUCAACAUGGCUCAGCAACGGACAUGUUGUUACUAAUGGGAGAGGUAAUUAAUUUGACAAAUUGGUCAAAGGAUUUUCGACAAUGACCUUCUCAGACAACUUUUGUUGUCUAAGCUUCUUCAACAAGUGCAGGAUGUGCUGCUUGCAUCAGCUUACCGUUUUACCGACGGUAAUAUAUCACAAUCGCAGAACAUACGUAUAAUAAGAACAAACUACCUUUCGUUGUCUUACAAACAGGAACUUCAUCAAGUGAACAACAUUUUCUUUGGAAGUCAGAAGUCGUGUGUCGUCUAUAACAUUUAUUGGUUACAUUUGUGGAUGCCGAAAAGGAUGAAUCUGUUCGCUUCAUUUGCAUGCUGGACAGACCAUUUUGUAAAGACGUAAGCUUCUUAGUUACACCUAAGUGUAAUAAGUGCUAUGACGGGAACAUUUCCGACAUAUCUGUAGGCAGGUUUUCGAAAGUGCUCCUACCACGAUGAAUGAUACCUUGGGACUGAGUACGAAAUGUGACAUCACUUCUUAAACCAUGUAUUCCAUUGGGGAAUGUCAUUCGCGCAUCGGAGUUAUUGUCUGUAACCUCAAACUUGUAAUAGUGUUAGGCGUUUCGUUGGACAUAAUACGACAACAGGUUAUGAUAAAUGUGAAGUUCCAUACACGUCAUGUAACCUUUCGUGUCGCAUGUUCGUUUGAUAUGCUCCUAUAAACUCGUAUUGAGUGCAUCUCCUGAACAAAGCGUGAUACACAGGUUUCAUGAGUAUCACUAAAUUAGGCGCUUCUUUCUCAACUCAUGUCGUCGAAACAGUAUUGAUACUACCGGUAUGUUUAUUGGAACAUAUAAAUUAAAGCAACAUCUACCUCCUAAUUGUAAGCAAUAUGAAAAAUUAAAUUGUCCCUGGAAAAUGUAUGUAUCUUUGUUUUGGUUCAAUGUGUAACAUUACUCAUUAGUGCGUCUGUCAUUUUCCUGUGACGAUGCGUAAACAGAAGGUGCGUUGUUACGAGUGCUAGCUUUAUAAUGGACUGCUUCGAUGUUGCGAAUAAUAUGUAAUCUUAGGUUCUUAUAUUUACUUUUAACAAUUGCUUGCUUAGUUCUUCAUUGUAAAGCAAUUUCAAAAGUCACACUUGUUACUGGUUUUUGUUAAGUUGUGCGACAGAGUACAAUUUUAUAUAGGAAACAAAAUGCGACUAAUUAAAUUUCCAGGUCAUUACUGUUAUUUGAGGAUUCGAAUUUACUUGCUAUACAGAACCUAUUUUUCAUUAUAAUUAGCAGAAUCAACGUGCUCUAAUAUCAUUCAUCUUUCAGGCCUUGACUUUAUGAAAAUUUCUACAGAAAGCUUAGUUUUAACAUCUGGAGCAUACCGUCAUUAUGGUGGAGAAUGGAAAUCAACUUUCGAGUUCACCCCAAGUGAUUGCUUGGUUUUUGCAGAUUGGCACUGUUCACUAUUCUCACGUGGUAACUUGGAUUCCAACUGUCAGUCACGAUGUAGAUUUUCCGACGUCUUAUUGUUUGGUCGGGUUGUUACAGGAAAAACACCUAUACCUUUCAGGUCUGUCCAUAGGAUCGAAUGAUUCAUGGCUCUUUAUCGCAACACCUGAAUCCAUCACUGGAAUUGAAAAAAAUCACGGGAAUAGCGUCUCUGCUGAUAUAUCUGUUGUUCAAGUAGCUUCAGAUGGUCAGAAUGUAUAUUGUUUGAAGGACGAAACUGUUACCUUACUAAAAGUUUGUAAUUUUGGAAAUAUCAUUGCAGUUGAUCGCCCACUUAGUUUAACAAUAAAAAUAAAAUCGAUAUCAUGUGGUCUAGGGUUUUUGUUAUGUUUAACAUUUUCAGGACAGGUGUUUAGUCAGGGUAUAGGAAGGUAGUCGAGGUCAGUUGGGUUUAGGUGAUUUAACUGACAAAACUGAACUGACUAUAAUUGAAGCUUUACAAAUAUUGACUGUUACUCAAAUUGCAGCAGGAAAUUGGCAUUCAGUAUGUUUGACUGAUACAGGAGACGUUUAUACUUGGGGUUGGAAUGAACAUGGUCAACUAGGGCACAGGUCCCUUGGAAUCAGUAAUAAAUCAAACUCUAUCACCGAGAAAGAACGGGAAAGUUGUGUAUCUGUCUUGGCCCUUCCUACUCCAGUAGAUUUCCCUGAUAACCUAUCUAUUUCACAAGUAACUUAUUUUCUUAACGAAUGUUUUGUCGGCCGGUAUAAAAUUAGAUGUUAUUUCCGUGUUUGAUCCUUUUCCCAUUUUAGAGUCCACUUUAUUUUUUUGCGUCUAUUCUCAAUUAUUAUAACAAGAUUACUUCCCAGUCUAUUUUAAGGUGAAUUAUAACACAACUAAGCCUAUUUAUUCUGUCAACUACCUUCUAAAACCAUUUUUAAAAAGUGAUUAGCUUGUAUAUUCUCUGUUCAAAAGGGAACUGAGAUUAAGUUAACUUUGAGGAACAUCAUUUUAAGUCAAAUUUAUUUUUACUUCAUAUUAUUUACGUUGUUUAAGUGAUGGGUUUCACAAAAACAAACACACCACUCAAAAUAUGUUUCUUUCAUUUAAUUCACUAUUUAUUUAUAUAUGCCAUUCACAACCCAAAUUUUCUGCUGCCACAUUGCUCUAAAUUGCUCAUCAUAAUGGUGCUAUCGAGCUGUACCGGGUAAAAUACUCAUCCCUGUAGGUUCUAUCAUGUCAGGAUGACCGGUUGCGGGAAGUGGAUAUGACUGAAAAAAUUGGACGUAAGGUGCACUGGUGAAGUUAUGCUGCCGACUGCACUCAAGUGUGACAGAAGCGAGGUGUCUAGUUCAUAAACCUAAGCUCUCUGGUGAUGCUCCUUUCCCACUACAGGAUGAAAGUGUUAGAAAAGGCCGAUCAUAUAGGUCGCAUACCUCAACUUGCCCCAAGUUCAUGUAAUAAAUGACGUACCAGAUUUAUUAGACAUAAUAAUUUUGGUCUUUAACCAUCGCAAGCGAACUUAUUAAUUUUGAUUAUCAGUUACAGUACAUUACCCUGAACACGUGCCAUUUAAUAUAGUCUAAAUAGUAUGUAAUGAGAUAUUUUGUAGUUCCACAGCCUUAUUCAUAUACUUUCUCUGAAGUCCGUUAUCAUGUUUAGAAUCCCCAAGGUCACGUAUAGUUAUGUAAUAUCUGUGUUUCAUCCAACCAAAUUUCAUUAAUGCAUAGCAUCUCCAUCUGUUUACUUCACUGCGGUCGUUGAGGGUAUUUCUUCCAGAGUUUACGUACAUGUUAUCAACUGCCAAAAGGUCGUUUAUAUUUGAUACAUCCAGUUGUAAAUUAGAACAUAUAUGAUCGAACAAUAUUGUUUUCAAUCAGAUCUUCAUUAGGCUCUAAUCUAAUAUACAAUAUUAUUUAUAUGCAUUUAGGAAAUUAUUAAACCAGCCAAAGCAGUUUAUCAGUCAGUGAUAACAGUGUAAUAGAUUACCUAAAUAAACAUGAUAAUUAAAAAGUACAGACUUAUAGCGUGAUGACAGAUGUUUUAGUUGUGAUAAGGAUAACAAAAGCCUGAACCCAUGUUUCAUAAUGGGAAAUAGGUCAGAUGUUUUGCGUACAAUGUAUGGUAUUUUAUAACUAGAUUCGAGUCUGUUUUCGAUGGUUACUACGUCUUUAUUCUUAAUACUUUGUGCUAGAUUGCCUGCGGUGGUUGUCACACAGCCUGUCUGACAGAAGAUGGCAUCCUGUUUUGUUUUGGAUGCAAUAAAUUUGGUCAGUUGGGAUUUGACUCAUCUAUGGAAGCUGUUGACUCACCAGUGAAACACCCACUCUUAACAAAUCAACAAUUGGAUUCCAAUAUGGUUAUAUCAUCUGUUUACUGUGGUUUAUGGUCCACAACUCUCUAUUUAAACUCAAAAACCUGAUGUUUGCACGAAACGAAAAAUCGUCAGUCAAAAAUAUAUAUUCACAUUCGAUCUUUUACGAAACUAUCAAGAUUUGGACGAACAGUUUCACACGCAUUGGACGUCCAUUUAUAUCAGGACAUUUAGCAUAACCUUAUGUGUAUAGAGAUCUUAGCCACUGAACAUCAAUGGUUCCAAUGUAUCACCUGAAAGACUGAUCCGAGUUCCACCAAGUAUGCUGUACUAGUGCAGAGUUUUUAGAUCGAAGUUAUCUUCACCAACUAUUUUCCUGAAGAUGAUGAGGCCAGUCAGGCAAAUGAAACAUUUGAACCAUUCACUUAAAAUCCUUGAGAUUUUUACGGAUAUGGUGAGCAAUCACGUUUUCAGGAGUAAUAAUAUUAGUUUUAUCUGUUGGUCAUUGACAGUUAAUUCUAUGAUAUUGUAUAUCUAUAAUGAUUGUGUAAAUUAUCGAUUGGUUGAUAUUAAUGACCACUUAGUUGAUGUUGUAUAAAUCUGAUUGUACAUAAAUCACAUAAAUUGUGGUGCAUUCAAGUAUCAGUUUUAUUUUGCAUAUCAAAUAAACCCUCAUCUACUGUCAUCGUGUUCUUACUUGCGCCAUCCAAUACGCGAUUUUCAGUACUAAGUACCAAGUUAGUUAAGUAUUCCACGGACACAGCAUUUGCUAAUUUAAAUUAAUCUAGAUUUCUUUUAUAGCUCUAUUAUUUACGACAUGGUCAAUAGUCUAGUAUACCAUCACAAACAAGUGAAGGCUUAACUUCGUAUAAGUUCUAUUAGAUACUUAUACUCUUUAUAACAAUCAAUGGCUUGACUAGUUGUUAACAUUAACUAGUUGAUUCUGUCAUGGCAUUUAGAUCUAGACUGUAAACAGUAACCAGAAAAUCCUAACACUUAAUCGCAAUAUUUUUCUUAAAGCUAAUUAUUUUCUAAAUGCUACCGUCAAGUGUCAUGUAUUGGAGGGAUUUGGUAGAGAUGUUCUAAUUAACAUUUGUAAUUCGCGAAAGUAUUCUGAAGGUGUUUCUAACUAAUAUGUACAUAAAGACAGAUAAAUAAAUCACAUCAGUACAAAGAGAUAACAAACUUAGUUGAGAAUAUUGAAAUUGUCACCAAGUUAGAAGGUAUGACGAACCGAAGAAUAACAACUAUACAUGUUAUUGAGGAGAUGCAAACGAAUGUAGAAUACAUGAGAAGUGGACGAAUAAAAGUCUUUCAAAACUUGCAUAAUGUCAAUGUGCUCACGGUUGACGAGUGUUACUCACUAAAAGCAUAACAUGGAAACAAGUACCACCAAACUGACUAUUACUUCCAAAUAACAUUCUCGCAUAAUUAUUCGUAAUCUGUAUAUACGGUUUCAAAUCUCC
Schistosoma haematobium is the source of this 5846-nucleotide messenger RNA. RefSeq names its product RCC1 domain-containing protein 1 (gene RCCD1). The record is from RefSeq and is a predicted model, not a curated record. The transcript has 5 exons. NCBI's taxonomy places the organism in Eukaryota, Metazoa, Platyhelminthes, Trematoda, Strigeidida, Schistosomatidae. The coding region runs from base 2006 to 2500 and encodes 164 amino acids.